Molecule: messenger RNA, 1055 nt
Organism: Helianthus annuus (common sunflower)
Lineage: Eukaryota; Viridiplantae; Streptophyta; Magnoliopsida; Asterales; Asteraceae
Product: MADS-box protein SOC1
Exons: 8
Coding region: 203-844 (213 amino acids)
Biological process (GO): positive regulation of transcription by RNA polymerase II
Cellular component (GO): nucleus
Molecular function (GO): RNA polymerase II cis-regulatory region sequence-specific DNA binding; protein dimerization activity; DNA-binding transcription factor activity, RNA polymerase II-specific
Source: RefSeq, a predicted model, not a curated record
UCUGUGCAAUGAUGUGCUAUUAUUCUUAGGCUUAUAAACUGUUUCGUUUUUACUAUUUUUUCACUCCCCUACCCCCAUAGUCCCUUCUUUCUUUAUUCAAGCACUGUACGUCCUCUUUCUUUUUCUUCUACAUCUCUCUCCUUAGCAAUCCAAAUCAUUCCCAAAGAAAGAAAGGGUUGUUUUACAUCUCUUGGGUUUGAAAAUGGUGAGAGGGAAGACUCAGAUGAGAAGGAUAGAGAAUGCUACAAGCAGACAGGUGACAUUCUCCAAGAGAAGAAAUGGUUUGCUAAAGAAAGCUUUCGAGCUUUCUGUGCUUUGUGAUGCUGAAGUUGCUCUCAUCAUCUUCUCCCCAAAUAGCAAACUUUAUGAAUUUGCAAGCUCAAGCAUGAGCGGUACUAUCAAACGUUAUCGGGAGCAUGUAAAGGAGAAUCAAACUCCGAAUUCUGCGUGUCCAGAAGAUGUCCAGCAUUUGAGGCAGUUAGCUGAAGGCAUGGCAAAGCAGAUAGAACUCUUAGAAGUUGCAAAAAGGAAAAUUUUGGGACAAUGUCUUGGAUCAACCACCAUUGAAGAACUACUACCGAUUGAAGAACAGUUGGAGAGGAGUGUAUGCGUUAUUAGAGCAAGAAAGAUGCAAGUGUACAAUAAACAGGUUCAACAAUUACAAUCAAAGGAGAGAAUGCUCACAACUGAAAAUGCAGUGUUAAAUGAGAAGUAUCAACUUCAAACUACUGAAGAAUCAGAAGAAGGGAUAGAGAAUGUCAUAGUCAUGGAAAACAAGGAUGCAUCAGAUGUGGAAACAGGUUUAUUUAUUGGGUUACCAAAGAGGAACAUCAAGAACAAUUGAAGAAAGUGAUAUUAUGAUAAUAUUAGCAUACGCGUUAGCUUAAAAAAUGAUCGCUAUUUAAAGAAGCUUCCUUCCUAUAUGUAGCAAAGCAGGCUUUCUAUGUUUUUAUAUGGGGGUGGUUUCAUAAGCAUUAAGCAUGUAUGAUGUACGUUAUGUAUGCAUAUACAUAUAUAAUAUGAUUGUUAAAAGUAAGUUGAUAUCAUUGUUUGAA